Messenger RNA from Rattus norvegicus (Norway rat), 5103 nucleotides. Lineage: Eukaryota; Metazoa; Chordata; Mammalia; Rodentia; Muridae. The record is from RefSeq and is a predicted model, not a curated record.
UGGUAGCUAUCUAGGAUGCCAUGUUUAUUCCAUUAUCUAGUCUUAUUUCAUGUUAUUUUACUUAUUAUGUUUGAACACUGCUUCUCAGAGAUGCUUGGCACUAAAGGUGUUUUAUUUUUGUGUGUGCAUGUGUGUUCUGUGAGUACUCAUGCAUAAGUAGAGGCCAGAGCAGGAUGUCUGUGUAUCCCACUGUCUUAGUUUGUUUUCUGACACUGUGAUAAACAGCAGGACCAAAAGCAACUUGGGGAAGAAAAGGUUUAUUUCAUUUUAUACUUACAGGUAUUAAACAGUACAUCCGUGGGGGAAGUCGGGACAGGAAGAAACCAUGGGGGAAUGCUGCUUAUUAGCUUGCUCCUCGUGGCUUGCUCAGCUUAGAUUUUUAGAACCAGGACCACCUGCCCAGGGAUAGCAACACCCACAGUGGCCUGGGCCCUCCUGUGUCAAUCACCAAUCAAGAAAAUUCCCCUACAGGUCGAUCUGAUGGGGGCAUCUUUUCAAUUGAGAUUUCUGCUUCCAGAUGACUCUAACUUAUGUCAAGUUGGUGAGAAAUGAACCAGCACACCUGUUCAUUACUGUGCCUUAUUCCCUCUGGAAGGGAUCUCUCCGUGGAUCUGGAGCUGGGCUAGCAACCAGAAACUCCCAGUAAUCCUUUUAUCUCAAUCCCAAGAGUGAUGGGGUUACAAACACCUAGCUUUGUACACGGGCGCUGGGGGUUUGAACUCAGAUCAUCAUAUUUGCAUAGCAAGCACUCUCACCAAAUGAGCCUCCAUCUUUCUUCCUUUGUUUCUUUCUUUCUGUUUUAUGUCUUUUGGAAUGUUUGCAUUCUUCUGGGGACAGCACCCUAGACUAAACAGAAAUUUCACUUGUGUCUCAUGCCCAUUUUACACACAUAGCCUAGAGGUAUUCUUGGUAGUGGUGGUCUUGUUUAGUUUUGUUUUUGAGACUGGGUCUCCCUCUGUAGUGCAGGCUGCCUUCAAACUCAUGAUCUUCAUGCCUCAGCCCCGUGUGCUGGGACUACAGGCAUGUACCACCACGUGGACCCAGCAACUGGAUCUUGAUUUGUUCCGGAUCACAUGCGUGAUGUGUGACUCAUCACAAGGUCAGGAACAGAUUUCCACUUUUGCUGCCAUAUUGGUGCUCAGAAUAUUCCAGACACUUGUGCAUCUGGGAUUUCGCAUUUUCACAAUUAGAGGAUGUAAUAGCUAAGGAUUAACUCAGAACCCCGAGAGGUGCUACCACCAAGCUCACCACUCACCACCCUGCAUACCGCCAGCCCUGCCGGGAGCUGGGGUUGAGUCGGGGCAGGAAGUAACCUUGUAUUCAGUCCCCAGCGUCCUGAGAGGCAGAAGGAGACCUUGGAAGGAUACCUGGGCAGGAAGCUCCCACACUGAUGUGAGACUCAGGAAGCACCCAGUCAGUGGACUGAAGCAUUCAGGAGUAUGACUGCUGUCUAUAGCCUGCCUGCAGCCUCUUUGCUAGAAAUCCCUGGGUAGUCCCAGCUGCCACAGAAAAUUGGUGAGGGGUCAAGGGCAGCUUUCUGAAGAUCCUUGAUAGACCCAGGAUGGAACGGGCCUUCCCCUGCUGCAGGGGAAGGAGUUUCUCCAUAGCCCCUUGUAAGCUAAGCAGCUGCUCCCCCAGGUGGAUCCCCUUGGCCCCCAGAGGCUGCCACUUCCUGCCUGAUCCAUAUAAAGGCCUGGCCCCAAGCUGGCCGAUAGGGAACUCAUAGGGGUUGUUGUGGGUGUCUGUGGUGACAGACAGGAGCCUCCAUCAUGGCCUGGGGUUGUUUUGUGGUCCUGCUUCUGCUGGUGGCAGCUCCCCUGAGAUUGGGUCAGCAUCUGCAUCUCAAGCCUGGCUUUCAAUACAGCUAUGACUGUGGGGUACAGGGCAUGCAGCUGCUGGUGUUCCCCAGGCCAAACCAGACUAUCCAAUUCAAGGUGCUGGAUGAAUUUGGGAACCGGUUUGAGGUGAAUAACUGCUCUAUCUGCUACCACUGGGUGAUCAGUGAGGCCCAGAAGCCCGCAGUGUUCUCAGCUGAUUACAAAGGUUGCCACGUGCUGGAGAAGGAUGGGCGUUUCCACCUGAGGGUGUUCAUACAAGCUGUACUACCCAAUGGCCGUGUGGAUACAGCACAAGAUGUCACUCUGAUCUGUCCCAAACCAGACCACAUCUUGACUCCAGAGUCCUACCUGGCACCACCCACCACACCUCAGCCUUUUAUACCUCAUACUUUUGCCCUUCACCCCAUCUCUGGCCACACCUUGGCUGGGUCUGGCCACACUGGUCUCACUACAUUGUACCCAGAGACCCAUCCAACUCCCGCUCCACCAUCCUCAGAACCUGGACCUGUUGGACUCACCGUGCCUCAGUCCCAGUGGGGCACCUUGGGGUCCUGGGAAUUGACUGAGCUUGAUUCUAUAGGUACCCAUCUGCUCCAGGAGCGGUGUCAGGUAGCCUCUGGGCACAUCCCCUGCAUGGUAAAAGGUAGUUCCGAGGAAGCCUGUCAGCAGGCUGGCUGCUGCUAUGACAAUACCAAAGAAAUGCCCUGUUACUAUGGCAACACAGUCACUCUCCAGUGUUUCAGAAGUGGCUACUUUACCUUGGUCAUGUCGCAAGAAACAGCCUUGACACACGGGGUCAUGCUGGACAAUGUCCACCUAGCCUAUGCCCCCAACGGAUGCCCCCCUACCCAGAAGACAAGUGCUUUUGUGGUUUUCCAUGUCCCUCUCACCCUCUGUGGAACAGCAAUCCAGGUGGUUGGUAAGCAGCUCGUCUAUGAGAACCAGCUGGUGUCUAACAUAGAGGUCCAAACGGGACCGCAGGGUUCCAUCACUCGGGAUGGUGUCUUCCGGCUUCAUGUUCGCUGUAUCUUCAAUGCUAGUGAUUUCCUGCCCAUCCGGGCAUCUAUCUUCUCACCACAACCACCUGCCCCUGUGACCCGGUCUGGACCCCUGAGGCUGGAGCUGAGGAUUGCCACGGAUAAGACUUUCAGCUCCUACUACCAGGGGAGUGACUAUCCCCUUGUGAGACUGCUCCAGGAACCAGUUUACAUAGAGGUCCGUCUCCUGCAGAGAACUGAUCCUGGUCUGGCUCUCAUGCUUCAUCAGUGCUGGGCCACACCCUCUGCCAGCCCCUUUGAGCAGCCCCAAUGGCCCAUUCUGUCAGAUGGGUGUCCUUUCAAGGGUGACAACUACAGAACACAAAUGGUGGCUGCAGACAGGGCAACGCUGCCCUUCUGGUCUCACUAUCAGCGCUUCACCAUUGCCACCUUCACUCUCCUUGACUCCAGCUCCCAGAAUGCCCUUCGGGGACAGGUCUAUUUCUUCUGUAGUGCCUCUGCCUGCCACCCUGUGGGGUCCGAGACGUGCUCUACCACAUGUGAUUCUGAGAUAGCAAGGCAUCGACGAUCCUCUGGUCACCACAAUAGCACUAUCCGGGCCCUGGACAUUGUGAGCUCUCCAGGAGCAGUGGGCUUUGAGGAUGCUCCUAAACUGGAGCCUUCAGGUUCCACCAGGAACUCCGGUUCAAGACCCUUACUCUGGGUGCUCCAACUGCUGGCCCUCACCCUAGUCCUGGGGGAUGGUGUCUUGGUGGGUCUGAGCUGGGCCUGGGCCUGGGCCUAGAAGUUCUGGGAAGGCACCGGAAAUUAAAUGGGCUCAAUAAACCAUUGUUUGAAAACUGAAAGCUGAUGUGGGGAAGUUAUUUACAAACCUGAUGUAUGUCUUUUCCAAGAGUGUAGGGUGUUUGAGGAGGAACAGGGUCUUCUCACUCUACAGCUAAGACUGGUUUUGAACCCAGUGAUUCUUCUGCCUCAGCGUGCUGGGAUUACAGGGGUGAACCACAUGAGAAACUUGUUCCUGGGAGUCAGUAGUGUCCUUUCAGAAUCGUGACCCCUAUUAUACAGUCAUGUUAUAUUUCACCAUUUAUGGCAGCUUCUCUGUUAAAUUACCACAGAGGUGAGAUGUUCCUGUCACUCAUGAUGUCACAGCCACCAUAACAGUGAGAUGCAGUGCCACAGAUAUGUAUAAGCUUGUGCCGAGUGUAUAUACUAGUAGAGCAUGUAUGUGCAAGCAUACACACAGUACAGAAUACUUGACUACAUCAAAGGACUGAAAACUGACUUACAUAUUCCCUGUACUGCCUUUUUAACCACUAUUUUAAUCUUUUAACUUUUUUUUAACUUGUACAUGUAGAGGUCAGAGGACAACUUUGUGGAGUCAUUUCUCUCCUUCCCCCUUGACACGGGUUCUGGGAUUUGAACUUGGGACACUUGCAGAGCAAGUGUCUUUAUGUGAGGAAGUCACCUCAUGACCUCUGCCACUAAUUUAUAGUUGUAACUCCUGCUCGAAACAACUAAAACCGGACAUUCAUGCCAGUAGGUUACUUGUGUGUAGCUUUCCAGUCUCAGGUUUACCACAUUCCUGACUGGAUCAAUAGGCUACAGGAAAACUGAGCAUGGUGGCCCCUGCCUUUAAUCCCAGCAGGGGCAGAGCAGGCAGAUCUGAGUUUGAGGUCAACAUGGUCUACUUCUGACUUUCUGUACAGCCAAGGUCAUAAGACCGUCCCAAAAAACUAAAGACUACGUGGAACAAUUGACAAAACGUUUUGUUCCUAGGGGAGAGGUGAACAUGUGUGGGAGUCAGAAGACACACUAUGGGGUCAGUUCUCUCCUUUUACCUUUAAAUGAGCACAAGAGAUGGAACUCAAGUUGUCGGGUUUUUUUUUUUUUUUCUUUUGUGGGCUGAAUCCCACUAACCCACACAAUGAAAUCUAAUGCCAUCCUCAAAGCAACUUAACAUAUGCCACAGCCUGGCAUUUCUCUUUCCCAGGGCAGGGUAUGGAGAGAAUGCCACUAGGCAAGGGAAGGUGGUCAUUCAGGCACAAGAGCAAAAGCAGAGAUGUAGGAGGGAACAUUUAAAACCUGGCAGUCAGCAAAUAGCAGCUGGGAGCUGAUGGCCUAGCAGGAACUUAUCUAGAUGUGGGUGUCCUCAGAGCACCCGCAAAGCUGCCUUCCCGACCGGAGGAAGUCAGAAGUCCCACGGACAGCAGAAUCAUCAAGCCUGAACUAACUCCCCAGUCCCACUGCAUCCACCAAAGGAUACGGGA